AUGUCGAAGUUCGGGGUCCUGGUGAUGGGGCCGGCCGGCGCGGGCAAGACGACCUUCUGUACAGCCCUCAUCCAGCACCUCCAGAACACCCGGCGCAGCUGCUUUUAUGUCAACCUCGACCCGGCCGCCGAGAGCUUCUCCUACGAGCCCGACCUGGACAUCCGCGAGCUGAUCACGCUCGAAGAUGUGAUGGAGGAGAUGGGACUAGGUCCCAAUGGCGGCUUGAUGUACUGUUUUGAGUUCCUACUACAGAAUCUCGACUUUCUCAACGACGCCCUCGACCCCCUGAGCGAAGAGUACCUGAUCAUAUUCGACAUGCCCGGCCAGAUAGAACUAUAUACCCACGUCCCCCUUCUGCCGUCGCUAGUCCAGUACCUGUCUCGGUCUGGAGCUCUCAACAUAUCUCUCUGCGCCGCCUACCUGCUCGAGAGCUCCUUCGUCGUCGACCGGCCCAAGUUCUUCGCUGGCACCUUGAGUGCCAUGUCCGCCAUGAUCAUGCUAGAGAUACCACACGUGAAUAUCCUCAGUAAGAUGGACCAGAUAAAAGGUGUCAUUUGUAAAAAGGAGCUCAAGCAGUUCACUUCGGUGGACGUCAAUCUGAUACAGUCAGGCAACGACGAGGAGUCGUCCGGUCGAGACCCGUCGUCUACCAACGAGGUCCUGACCGGUAGCUCGUUUAACCGCUUGAACAAGGCUGUUGCUCAACUGAUCGAUGAUUUUAGCAUGGUUUCGUUCCUCAAGCUGGAUGCGCAGGACGAAGACAGCAUCUCUGCCGUCCUAAGCUAUAUUGAUGACGCGAUACAGUACCAUGAGGCGCAGGAGCCCAGAGAGCCUGCUGCUGACCCCGAAGCAGAGGAGGACAUGGAGUGA
Nannizzia gypsea CBS 118893 is the source of this 870-nucleotide messenger RNA. Its product is annotated as transcription factor fet5. The record is from RefSeq and is a predicted model, not a curated record. Bases 1 to 870 code for a protein of 289 amino acids. Lineage: Eukaryota; Fungi; Ascomycota; Eurotiomycetes; Onygenales; Arthrodermataceae. The transcript has a single exon. Gene Ontology annotation, molecular function: ATP hydrolysis activity; GTPase activity.